GACCUUUAUUGUGAAGUUAGCAAGCAAGGACCACAUCUUCAUUAACUUGCACAAAUUGCUGCUACUACAAGGAACUCUAAUUACUAGUGGAAAACGCGCAAGUUAUGAUGAACUUGCUGAAAUAAAACGAGAAACUACAACAUAUAGUAAACGGGUCAUCCUAAAGACAGGAGGAUCCUCUUUCUCUUGGUUUUAGUUCAGUCAAUGACCAUAGAUUGGCUAGCUAGCUAGGAGCUACCUUGCUGUUUCAGGUCUCAGUUCUCGGCAAGCUGACUAAACGUGCCCAAGUUAAGACAUUUGUCCUUCUCGCAGGUAAAGGAACAGUGUGACCUUAAUAUGGACAAUAGCACUAUUUAUGUCCGAGAAAGAAGCAACCUCCGUCGUGUUGGUGACAUAAUCUUGGCACAACCAAAGCCGGUGUCAUCAUGCAGGAGGACAAAUCCGUUGGUGCUGAGAAAAGAGCGCUUCAUCUUCACCUACAAUGCAGAGGGAAGUCUGAGAUACACCACAAAAUCUCUCUUUGACAUCACUCUGUUAUUCGUAGCUGACAACAUUCACCAUGUGGACUCACUGGUGGGCUUCCCCGAGCAAAUCGGAGAUAGACUCUUUGCAGCAGCAGAGGAGAAUCGUGUGUUUUUAAACGUAGAUAUUUCCACAAAAGCCCUGCAGUUAUUCAGCGAUGCGUAUGGGGAGAUGGUGCUUGGAUCUCUCUGUUUAAGAAAUAGAUUUCCUCUACUGCAUGAGAGAAUGGAUGAAAUUAAGACAUUUCAUAGUUUGAAGUCUCUGGAUCUGUUUGGCUGCAGGCUGGGUGAUGAUCAUGAAAUGUUCUUGCAUCUAACAUCCAGCUCAUUGACAAGCUUGAUUCGACUUUUCCUCGGUGGUAACAGUCUGUCUGAUAUUGGCCUACAAAGACUGACUGCACCUAUUCGGAUGAUGAGGAAGGGACUGGACUGUCUUAAGUUACUCGAUGUUUCCUAUAACCCUAUCUCAGAGAGGGGACUCAGAUACCUCACAUGCCUCCCCAAGCUUGAAAAACUUGAUGUAUCUGGGGCCGAUUUUAAGCUUGGCACAAGAUUGAAGACAACCAUAUGGGAUCUGUUGGGUCUCAUUUAUUCUGAGAAACCACUGGACACCUUUGAUCACUCGAUGUGUAAAACAGAAGGUUGGGCUGAGCAGGUUGUAAACCAGUGGGAAACAAAUGGCUCACAAAUGCCAAAACAGAAGAAAAUUGAUGAAUCCAGAACAUCAGCGCUUCGCUUUUUUGGCAGGCAGAAGUUUGUCCGAGAAGUACUGAAUGCUGCGCCCUUCGUAUCUGAGAGUGACAAAGAGGCCAAGAGAGAGAGGCUGCAUUUCUACAGACCAGCAACAAACAGUCACACGCCAGAGGAACAGACUCGUUCAAAAACAAAUCAUCAUGCGAAGGCUUCCUGGCACGAUCUCAAAAAAAGACCACGUCAGUCGGAAAAGUGCGACUGUCCACGUCAAAGCCCUCCUCCAAAACGUUUGUCCUCAUCAGCUCUUACUGCAGAGGACAUUGACUUGCUGAACAGCUACUGAGAUAUGUGUCCAUGUAGCAUUCCACACAGUAGAGUGGACAGCAGCGUUUGUAUGCCGGUUACUCAACAACAUUUAUCCAGACAUGAACAUGAAUAUUUUCCAAGGUGAUUAACACUGGUGAUCUGCAAACACUUUUGUUGGAUGUAGUGAGGGGUUUUUAUAUAUUUUUAUAAAUAAAGUUAAGUAAUUUGUA
This is a messenger RNA of Scatophagus argus, 1750 nucleotides long. It is a transcript of the gene lrrc42, whose product is annotated as leucine rich repeat containing 42. The record is from RefSeq and is a predicted model, not a curated record. The transcript is spliced from 7 exons. Bases 337 to 1557 code for a protein of 406 amino acids. Gene Ontology annotation, molecular function: protein binding. Lineage: Eukaryota; Metazoa; Chordata; Actinopteri; Scatophagidae.